AUGACAGAACAAUCAUCCGUUGGUGCGCCCGCCCGUCGGCUGGACCUGCACGAGGAGCUCACCUUCCAAAGGGAGACCAUAAAACUCCGCAAGGCAUUCCUAAACGUAUACAACUUUGAACUAUUUUACAAGAAAAACUUAAAGGUAAAAAGUAGCUACUUGAGAAUAAUUAAAAGGAGGCAUAAUGUGGAUGCUCAGAUGGGGUGCAGCAUCCAGUGUGGGGAAAGCAAUCCCCGUGAAAUGUUGCUGCAAGAAAGGGUAAAUUCCAUUAACCAUAAGUUUUGGAAGGAACACCACGUGAAGGGACAUUACCACGUGGAUGCAGUGGAACUAAACAGACACGUCUGCUUUCUGGAGAAGGAAAUAAUGAACAGGUUUCUUUUCAGUCUACGCAUUGAUGGGUCUAGCUAUUCGUUGGACGAGGAGGACACGUAUCUUUACUGGUUGUUCGUUCGGUACGUCCAUUUUGCUUGUGGGAAGUUGGACAGGAGAAAGGGAAACACGCUUAGCAGGAUGAACGACAACCGGAAGAACAGUCCCCUUUUCUGCGACGCCCGCUACGUUAAACAAUUCUGUUCUUUCAUCGCACCUGUUUUGAAGCGCCAGAGGGGGAAUCCCCAUUUAACAUUUCUAAAGGAGUAUCUUCACAGAUUGGACUCUACCCCCAUGAACAAAUCUAAAGGGAGGGGAAAAAACUCCUCAUGUGGAAGAUCCCUCCGUUACAGCAUCCAAGUUGGGACCCUCCAAAAUGGGGAUAACAAACGUAUGAUCAGGAGGAAGAAUUCUCCAAUUUAUAUGAUGUUCUCCAUUUGUGCGGAAUACCCCACGUAUAAUUUGUCUAUUCACAGGAAGAGGACAACGUCAUUCCGCUUCAGUCUACAUGGAGCACAUUUCAAACCCAGACCACAGGAAGUGGAAGUCGACAUAGCAAAAGUUAAGCACGCCGUUGGAAGAUUUAUUUUGGGGCAGUUAUACGAAAAUUUGUUGAAUUCCAUUUUCAGCUCCCUGGUGAGUAAAAGCAGCCAAUUUAAAUGGGACUCCUUCUGUGCGGAUAUUGGUAGGACUUUCCGUUCCCAUUGGAAGGAGGCGUUUUUCCCCGGGGCAAAGUCCCACUUGGAAGGAAACCCCUUUGAAAUGCGUGAACCGAACGACGGUGGUAUUUCGAAAUGUCUAAAGGUGUUUUUCAGACCUUUGCAUGCGUACCACAAGGUCGAUACAAGGGAUGAGUUGAUUUUUCUACAAAAUAUUGUCCUGAACCUGCUGGAGGAAGACGUGAGGAAGCUCCUCCACAUGACCGUCGUGAAUAUCGCUCUCCUGUGUGAGCAUCUGCCCCUCGGGUACCUCUUCUCCCUCUUUCUUUUUUAUUUCCUCUUUUUAAACAUCCCCUUAAGGAGUAGUAAAAGAGGGGGAGGCGAUUUCCCCUACCCGUUUGGAGCAACUAAUCCGAAGCAGCGCAAUUGUGAAGAAGUCCCACCUCAUAAUGAUCAUCGUGCAGACCGAUGUAGUAACCCCCGCAGGGGGCAUGCAAAUGGAGUGAAGGUAACGGAGGGGUGCUUCCCCACGUGCCUCCUCUGCUUAUACCAUGCAUUACGGAGGAAUAAAAAUAUGACCCCACUGGAGAAAAAGAAAAGGUUAGUCUUCAUCGUGUUGGAUAUUUUGCGGAAGAGUUACGUAGAGCCUGUCGACCAGGAGGAAUCCAUUCUGAGUCUUUACUUUAGCAGCGUGGUGAACAGUGCGUGCAUUCCCCACGAGGGGGAAGUGCAGCUUAUAUCAUAUAAGGGGGGAGAAGCAGAUGAAGGAAUCCCCCACCAUUGUCCCGUUUGUUGCCGUCCACGAGGGAGACACAACACUCGAAAGCGCCUCAAAGUGAAGGAAGGGAAAGAAGUUAACCCUGUUAAGAGGGAGAAGUGGCCCCGGUGCCACGACGUCCAGCGGAUUUUCCAACGAUGCUUCCAACGGCUGAACAGGAAGGAAUCCAUUUUAGGCCACCUCGGUGAGUUGAUAAACCCCAAUGUGGACUGCCAAAAGGGGAAAGAAAAGAAAAAUGUCUCCUGGAAUUGUGCUACGUAUUCACCUACAUGCGAAUUGUAUUCUAUACCGUCACGAAGCGGGAGAGGAAGCCAGUCGGGCAGGUCGAUCUUCGGAGACACAGCAAAGGAGAACAACCCUUCAAAUCGAUUUAGCAAAAAACGGGGUGCAAAUAGUAUAGUAAAAGGAACACAACCACUAAGUUUAUCCAACCAGUUGGAAGACAAAGAAGGAGUGUUCCACCAGGACAACAGUUUAAAUGAGUACCUCUAUAGUGAAGGCAAAACAUUUUUAGAAAAUCUAAAGACGUUUUUACGUCCCUUAUUGAGUGCCUUAUAUAGAAGAAGCAUCGUGCGUGUGAACAUGUAUUUUUAUUUGUGCAUGGUCCAGUCGUUCCUUACACUUCGAAGGGGGGGAAUCUCACCAAUGUGCAUGCGUCCUAAAGGAAGAGAAGCAUCAGUUAGGAAGACACGCAAAACAGGACCAACUACAAGUGUGAGGAGACAUCUCUCCAGAGAAUACCAACGGGGACGUUUUUGUAACCCUGUCGAGGAUUACCUCACGUGUAAGUUCGAUCGAGCGGUACACCUCCUAUGUAUACGCAGUGGAUACAGUGCAAUAGUAAAGAGGACGUUAAGGAGGACCACCUCGUAUCUGCAAAACAGUGUGAAGAACUUAAACGUGUGGCUGCUCCUGCUGGUGUACCGACUGGCCAACGCAGUGGACGUGCGAACCUUCGGUGGAAUCACCACCCAUAUAAACAGAGGAACCAACCUCUCUCUACACAGAAGAAGAAACAUACUUUCCCAAACGGUAUGCGGAAUGGAACGCGGAAAAAUAAGCACAAGAAAGCAGCGCAGGAGGAAUAUCCGCCCAUACAUACGAAGGUUGCUUAAAAGUGCACCGAUUCGGAACUACGAUUUGUAUGAAGACUGGCAAGAAGACUGCUUCUACAUUCAGAGGAAAAACGAUGUCGUUAUUUUUAACUUAAGAUCCAAAGAGGGGGAGAGAAACUCGGCCGAUUCGCCAAAUGUGUACUACCGAUUUAAUGGAAAAAAUUAUUUCGUUCACGAAAAGGACUACAGGACAAGGAGGGCAUAUAAAAUAAAGUGCGUAAAUGUGUGCCUACUAUUUUAUAGGUACUGUUUUUUUUUUUAUGCGAAAAAUCCGCUUGUGUUUUCUUUCCUCUUUAACCGGGUGUUUUGCGUCUGCACCGGAUGCUUAGGAAGGUAUUUGGUGCUGGGCAGGGUUACCAAUUUCGGCACCCCCCCCACGGAAGACGCAACAACGCAUGACUGUUUUUACAAGCAAAUCGGGAUGCUCAUAAAAAACCGAAAGAACAUUUUCGUGCGUAACUUCCACUUUCUUGUCCUCUUCCUCCUGAUGCGAUACCACACGUUGGUUGGAAAUGUCCGCCACUCGGGGUUGCAGAGCUGCGUGCCGAAACGCGUAAUGACCCUGCUGCGGAGGAAGCUGAAAAUAAAACGGGAGUGCUUCUCCUCCCCCCUGAAUGCAGUUUUACCGUCCUACUGCUCCUUCUUCCCAGACAUCGAUACAUUUUUCGGAAGCUCCGGCAACUUCUUUGAGUUUCCGUUGCACAGCGGAGCGUACGAAGUGAACCCCCCGUUCGAUGUGUACCUAAUUAACCAACUGAUCGUGCACAUUUUGCACCACUUAAAGAAGGAGGAACAUGAACUGACGUUUUUUCUGGUCAUCCCGGUGCUGCAAGACAAGAAUUACUUUUUCGAGUUGCUCUUUGGGUCUUCCUACAUGUCCGCUCACUUUUUGUUGGCGCGAAAUUCUUACACCUUUUCGACGAGACUGUUGGAGAGCAGGGAAGAAGAGUACAUUUCUACGUGCGAUUGCUUCGUUUUCAUUUUGCAAAAUGAAAAGGCAAAAAUUCAAAAGGGGGUAAUUAACAAGAAGGUUGUGUUGAAAAUAAAGAAGACAUGGGAAAAUCUAAGUUACGUUAAACAAAAAAAAAAAGGAAUGAGCUGGACGGAUGGGUGGACACGUGGUGAGGAAAGCGACUCAUCAGGGGGAUUAACAACAUGUAUGUAAAAAAUUACAGAACUGGUUGAUACAAUGAGAUCGCUCAAAUUACGU
Plasmodium coatneyi is the source of this 4134-nucleotide messenger RNA. RefSeq lists its product as uncharacterized. The record is from RefSeq and is a predicted model, not a curated record. NCBI's taxonomy places the organism in Eukaryota, Apicomplexa, Aconoidasida, Haemosporida, Plasmodiidae. Bases 1 to 4089 code for a protein of 1362 amino acids. Gene Ontology annotation, molecular function: mRNA (2'-O-methyladenosine-N6-)-methyltransferase activity; RNA polymerase II C-terminal domain binding. The transcript has 3 exons.